Eimeria mitis is the source of this 1356-nucleotide messenger RNA. RefSeq lists its product as uncharacterized. The record is from RefSeq and is a predicted model, not a curated record. The transcript has 2 exons. The coding region runs from base 1 to 1356 and encodes 451 amino acids. NCBI's taxonomy places the organism in Eukaryota, Apicomplexa, Conoidasida, Eucoccidiorida, Eimeriidae.
AUGAAAACAUCCGUUAACGAGGCGGCGAAAGUCAAGAGGGAGCUGGAGGAGAUGCGCCAGCAGUGCGCCGAGAUGAGUGCUCAGCUGGCGGCAGCAAAGGAGAAAGGGACGGGGGACGGGCUCACGAAAGCCGCCUCUCCUGGGGGCCUUGCCUCUCCAUCUACUUCGGACAUAUCGACUCUCACCUCGGAGCGCGACAACUAUAAGGCCACGGCCUUGAGGCUGGAAAUGGAUAUCAAACGACUCAGUGCGAGGGCAGCGGAGGCGACGCAGCUCGAGAAGACAGUCGCUGCCCUCAAAGAGAAGCUGCAGGCCGGGGAGGAACUCAAGACGGCUUACGCGGCCCUGCAGAGCGAAACGCAAGCUCUCCGGAGUCAACUGGGCGCGAAAAAGAGCCAACCCGUUGCUCCAAAGGGACUCGAAGCUCACGGCGAGACGACCGACAGCACUGCGAUCAAAAAGGAACGCGACGCUCUCAGGGAAGAAGUUUCAGCUCUACGGGAACAGCUGGCGAAGCUGCGGGAGGAGACCGAGUCCCUCAAAACGGGAGGAAGGAGCAUGCAGGCGCCACAAGCGACGGGCUCUGAAGACACCAGCAGCAAAGAGGCGACGCUGACUGCUGCGGAAGUGGCAGAAUUAGUAAGAGAGCGGAAUGCUCUGCAGGAAAGAGUGCGCCUCCUCGAAAAAGAACUCGAAGCUCUCCGACAACUGGCAAAAAGCCCUGCGAAAGCUCCACCAGCCCCCAAGAGCGCUCCAUCCCCCACGCCCACCACGGAGUCUCCACAACCUCCUUCAAGCAAAAAGCCGCCAGUGCCGACUUCGAAGGGUCAGACCAUCCCGACGUCCGCAGGAUUGUCAGCAAGUGCGGACACUGCGGUUACAGGGAAAAGAGACAAAGCUAACCAGCCAUGCGAAGCCUUAGAACCCCGCGCUGCAGAAGUGUCGCCGCCGACGGCUGCCAAGGCACUGCCGGCGGCGACCGCCUCUUCGACGGAUGCUCCUGACUGUUCGCCAUCCGAGGCUAAUUCUGCGACUAAGGCAGCUUUGCCAAGGAAAUUCAUUCCUCCCGCUGGGCCCAAAGUGCCGCCCGUUGCUCCUCCGAAGGAAGUAGCUAAGACCCUCGGGGGGCCCUUGCCGCUCGAGGGCCAUGCUAAGGAUGUACCUCCAAAUAACGCCAGGCCUGUAGUAGGCAAGCCUCUGCCAAGUGCACUGCUGCCCAAGGCAACAGCGGCUCCUGCUGCGGCCUUCUCAUCGGAAGGCACGACCACCCCAGAUGGACAGCGUCAGCCUGAGCCUCAUGUCGCCGCUAAGGGUACAGCUGAUGCUAGGGUUACCACAGCGAAGUUUGGAAAGUAA